Molecule: messenger RNA, 1880 nt
Organism: Acromyrmex echinatior (Panamanian leafcutter ant)
Lineage: Eukaryota; Metazoa; Arthropoda; Insecta; Hymenoptera; Formicidae
Gene: Dop1
Product: dopamine receptor, D1
Biological process (GO): positive regulation of MAPK cascade; adenylate cyclase-activating adrenergic receptor signaling pathway
Cellular component (GO): plasma membrane
Molecular function (GO): octopamine receptor activity
Source: RefSeq, a predicted model, not a curated record
GGCGCGCCAGCUGCCGCACGUCAUGAUUCUACCCCAGGUGAGCGACGAUGUACCCAGACACUACCACUACCAUCCCGUCGUUAACAGGACGACCGCCGAGAAUCAGUAACCUGACAGACGGGGAAGAAGAUCUGCCUGAAGACGCUUUCUCGCUGCUGUCGGUGCUCGUAGUUGGAUUCCUCCUCGUGAUCCUGAUAUUCUUCUCCGUCGCCGGCAACGUCUUGGUCUGCGUGGCGAUCUACACCGACCGCGGGCUACGGAGGAUCGGCAACCUCUUCCUGGCCUCCCUGGCCGUCGCCGACCUCUUCGUCGGUGGGCUGGUGAUGACCUUUGCCGGGGUCAACGAUCUCCUCGGCUACUGGAUCUUCGGAAUGUGGUUCUGCGACAUCUGGAUCGCCUUCGAUGUUAUGUGCAGCACUGCCUCUAUUCUGAAUCUAUGCGCCAUAUCACUCGAUCGUUAUAUACACAUCAAGGAUCCCCUCAGAUACGGCCGUUGGGUAACCAGAAGAGUUGCCAUUGGUGGCAUCAUCGUUGUAUGGCUUCUAGCAGGACUCAUAUCCUUCGUACCGAUCAGUCUAGAUCUUCAUAGGAAUGAUGAUCAACCCAUGUAUGAAGAGAUAGUGGAGGAGCACCCUACGUGUGCCCUAGACAUUACACCCACCUAUGCGGUGGUGUCCUCUUGCAUAUCUUUCUACGUGCCCUGCAUUGUAAUGCUGGGUAUAUAUUGCAGGCUCUAUUGCUACGCGCAGAAACACGUGAAAAGUAUCCGAGCAGUGACGAAGCUGCCGGACACCUCCAUGGCCAAGAGUUUUCGCUCGAAGAGCAGUCGUUGCAAGCCACCGAAGCCGCAGACGAAGACGAAGCCAACCAGCCCUUAUCAUGUGUCCGACCACAAGGCUGCGAUCACCGUUGGUGUAAUCAUGGGCGUAUUCCUGGUAUGCUGGGUGCCCUUCUUCUGCGUCAACAUUGUCGCAGCCUACUGCAAGACCUGCAUAUCUCACCGAGCGUUCCAGGUUCUCACGUGGCUCGGUUACAGUAACUCGGCCUUCAACCCGAUAAUCUACAGCAUUUUCAACACUGAAUUCCGGGAGGCGUUCAAGAGGAUCCUCACGAAGGGGGCACGCGCGCGAGGCAAUCAGCCAUCGACCAGCGAGUGCGGCGAAUUCCGUUCAGUGGUGGUGCAGAAGCGGAAUGGUUCCAUGGUCGAAUGUAACAUCAGUCCGAGAUCGAGCGCAGACAGCUGCCAGGUCGGCGUUAUGGCUCAACGACAUCGCGACACCAUCGUCAGUGCCAUAUAAAGCGAGCUUGUCUUUCGACUUUCUCGGUCACUUUAAACAAUUUCUUUCCUGGAUCUCGCUCUCGCUGUUCGUCUUUGAAGUCGUCGCAAUCGUGCUUCAUUACUCGUCAAAGAAUUUGCGAAUCUGGAGACACCGACAUCAUCCCGGCAGAGAAUAACAACAUUAAUGCGCGAAUUAAAAUAUGCUUCGUGCAAGAGGAAUUCGUUCUUCACAGUGGCGUGUUAAACUUCUGCGAUCUUCCGCGACAUACGAAAUAAUUUUAUUUUAGCAUUUAGAUUUACAUUCUUUGUUUGCUGUUUAAAAUUUUGUUUCGAAUUCGCAGUGAAAACCGUCGUGAAAACACAUCGAUGGCAGAUUGCACGACUUCUAAUAGAACGAUAUCGCUUAUUGUUAUUGUUUCGUACGAACUUGCAAUGUACAUAAAAUCAGCAUCGCCUGUAUCAACAAGCAUAGUUUACUCUCGCGUACUAAAGUUUAGUAUUUGCAUCCGCGAAGGAAUGAACGCCAAACCGCCUGCCUGCUCAAAGGAAGACUGCAGCUGCAGUUACAACGAUGUCGUACUCUGGCUAUAUACAGUCGCGU